This is a messenger RNA of Carlito syrichta (Philippine tarsier), 1788 nucleotides long. RefSeq names its product interleukin 17 receptor E (gene IL17RE). Gene Ontology annotation, molecular function: interleukin-17 receptor activity. The transcript is spliced from 17 exons. Bases 103 to 1788 code for a protein of 561 amino acids. Lineage: Eukaryota; Metazoa; Chordata; Mammalia; Primates; Tarsiidae. The record is from RefSeq and is a predicted model, not a curated record.
CUCCGGCUGGAACUGUGUUUCUUACUGCUGCACAGCAAGGCCCUGCCACCCACCUUCAGGCUAUGCAGCCAUGUUCCGGACGCCCUGAUCGCACAGAAGCCCAUGGGGAGCCCCAGACUGAUAGCCCUGCUCCUGCCUCUCCUCCUGCUACUCUGUGGUUUCUCUGCCUCUGCUAGGAUUGGCUGUGCCCACCUGCCCCACUGGAGCACCCACUGUUUGCUGGCCUCCCACAUGGAUGACAGUUUCACUGGAAGUUUUGCCCAUAUUCCUUGCUGUGCCUGGUUGGCUCUCCUCUCCACAAAGCCUUGGUAUGGUCGGCUCUGGCUCUGUUCCCGCUGUUUGUGCCUGCAUCUGUUAUCAGAUUCCUCAGGCCUUCAGCGGGGCUGCUUCCACCUGCUGGUGCAGAAAUCCAAGUAUUCCAAGUUCAAGUUCUGUAGGAGACACAAGAGUCCAUUUGCUCAGAGGAAGCUGUUGGGUAGCUGUUUCCUGUCUGAGAAGAGCCAUCACAUUUCCAUCCCCUCCCCAGACAUCUCCCGCAAGGGACUGCGCUCCAAAAGGACCCAACCUUCAGAUGCAGAGGCAGUGGAAAGUCUACCCAGACUGGACUCACAAAGGCACGGAAGGCCCGAGUUCGCCUUUGAUUUGCUGCCUGAGGCACGGGCUAUUCGGGUGACCAUUUUUCCAGGUCCUGAGGUCAGCGUGCGUCUUUGUCACCAGUGGGCACUGGAGUGUGAACAGUUGAGCAGUCCCUUUGAUGCCCAGAAAAUUGUGUCUGGGGGCCACACCACAGAGCUGCCUUAUGAAUUCCUUCUGCCCUGUCUGUGCAUAGAGACAUCCUACCUGCAAGAGGACACUGUGAGGCGCAAAAAAUGUCCCUUCCAGAGCUGGCCUGAAGCCUAUGGCUUGGACUUCUGGAAGUCAGUGCACUUCACUGACUACAGCCAGCACGAUCAGAUGGUCAUGGCCCUGACACUUCGCUGCCCACUGAAACUGGAGGCCUCCCUCUGCCAGAGGCAGGACUGGCACACCCUCUGCGAAGACCUCCCCAAUGCUACAGCUCGAGAGUCAGAGGGAUGGUAUGUUUUGGAGAAGGUAGACUUGCACCCCCAGCUCUGCUUCAAGUUCUCUUUUGGAAACAGCAGCCACGUUGAAUGCCCCCACCAGACUGGGUCUCUCACAUCCUGGAAUGUGAGCAUGGAUACCCAAGCCCAGCAGCUGAUCCUUCACUUCUCCUCGAGGAUGCCUGCCACCUUCAGUGCCGCCUGGAGCCACCCAGGCUUGGGGCAGGACACCUUAGUGCCCCCUGUGUACAGUGUCAGCCAGACCCAGGGCUCAAGCCUAGUGACACUAGACCUCAUCAUUCCUUUCCUGAGGCCAGGGGGUUGUGUCCUGGUAUGGAGGUCAGAUGUUCAGUUUGCCUGGAAGCACCUCUUAUGUCCAGAUGUCUCUCAUAGACGUCUGGGGCUCUUGAUCCUGGCAUUGCUGGCCCUCACCACCCUACUGGGCGUUCUUCUGGUCUUCACCCUCCGACGCCCACUAUCGGGCCCGGGCCGAGCGCGGCCGGUGCUGCUCCUCUGCGCCAAGGGCGACAUCCCCCCGCCGCUGCGCGCCCUGCCGCGCUACCGCCUGCUGCGCGACCUGCCGCGCCUCCUGCGGGCGCUGGACACGCGGCCUCCUGCCGAAGCCACGAGCUGGGGCCGCCUAGAGGCGAGGCUGCGCCUGCGGAGCCGCCUGGAGCUGUGCCGCCGGCUGGAACUCGAGGCCGUCGAACUGUCCCAUGAAGGCUGA